AUGACAAUGCCCUUGCGAAGGGUUCUACGCAUUGCAGCUGUGGCUGCUGGCGUUUUCGGUGUCUCGGCGGCGCUCAGCUUUGUUGCUGCCGGCGGCCGCCGCGCUGCCCCGCAGCCGCGCGUGCAGAUGCAAGCCGUCAGUGUUAACGACAAGAGCGACAACUUCAUUGACAAGGCCUUCACAGCCAUGACAGAUGUCGUGAUUGGCCUCAUCCCUCUCUCGCAGCAAGAGAAAGACGCUUAUCAGUUCUAUCGUGAUGGUAUGGCCGCUCAGGUGUCAGGUGACUACUCCAUGGCACUUCGCAGUUACGCAGAGGCGUUGAAGCUGGAGGAAGACCCGAUCGACAGAAGCUACAUCUUCUACAACCUGGGUAUCAUCUUUGGCUCCAACGGUGAAUACGUGAAGGCCGUCAAAUACUACCACCUUUCCUUGGAUCAGAACAAGGAGUUGUGCCAGGCCUACAACAACAUCGCGGUGAUCUACCACGAUCAAGCCAUGAGAGCUGAGAAGAAGGGUGCUCUGGACAAGUCGACUGUCCUCUACGACAAGGCUGCCCUGUACUGGAAUCAGGCCAUCCGCAUCGCCCCGACGAACUAUUUGGAGGCCCAGAACUGGCUGAUCACCACUGGCCGCAUUAGCUCCGAGGCCCAGAGCAAGCUUGGAGGCCUCAGGCUGGGCAGGUCAGUUUUGGCAUUGGCUGCCUGCAGCUACUGUGCAAAGACAGAGACCAUUUUCCUGCACAUGGCAGAGAUCUGGUUCAAUCUCAGCCUAUUGUCGACCCUGUUUUGCCUUGAGGGAAGCCAAGACAAGGAUCAAAUCCUUGUCUUCUGCCAACUUUGCAUUCGAGCCCAGGAUAUUGCAAAUGACGGCGUCUUUGCAAGAAUGCAUUGGCCACAGACUGGUGCUGGAGGACAGAGCCCCGAAAUACACCGAAUGCCCAUCAUGAUGGGGAUGCUCGGGUCAUGGACGGGGCGUGCCGUGGUUGCACAAGCUCCCAAUGCUCAGCUAAGUAACUUGCAGGAGUCCGUAGACGAGCCUUCCUUCCUCGCUUUCUUUGCGGGCUGCGAGAAGGAGUCAACGAACGGCGAAGCGGCAGAGUUCCCCAGCAAGGAGGACCUUCAAAGACUCUUUACUUAUUGGGACGAAGCUGGAGCUGGACACCUGAGUGAGGUCGUCAGCAAAACUACUAUCACCGACAGCGUGGCGGACUUGGCCCAUGUGUGCGUGAGCGUCAAAGCCACCAGCGUCAGCAAGUUGGAGGUAGGUGACGUGGUGGAGGUCCUCGGUGUUGCGACCAAGGAGCCGGAGGUGGACGUGAUGCGAGUGAAAGUACGUCUGCUUACAGAUGGAACCGAAGGUUGGGCUACCAUAUCUGGCAACCAGGGGACUGACUACCUCCAGGAGGGUGGAGGCAGCUUCAAGGUAGUCAAGGAAACCCUCCUAACGGACGACUUCGAGAUCGGUGCUGCCAAAGAGACACCAAAGGAGCUAAAUGUGAGUCGAAUGCCAUCGAGCACCAUCGUUGUGGUGCCUACUUGCCAAAGCUGCGCUGGCAAGCUGCUGCAGCUUCCUUACGAGAAGCUUCUGCUUUGCAUCGAGCAGGAUUUCGCCCGCGGAGCCAGUGCUGCCUUACACAUGGACCUGAACAAGUCAUGCGAACCAAUGCGUGAUCUGGUGGACUUUUUGCGUGAGGUCAUGGAGCCAAGCUCCCGCAAGAACGUCAAAGACUGGCGGUGCAUCAUGAACAAACGAAUAGGUGAAUCAUACAAGGCCAAGAAUCGAAGCCUCUCCUGGCUCGACGAUAAAGUCGUCCAGGUGACCAAGACAGCGGAAGUGCUGGGAGCUGUACGGCACCUGCCGAUUCUGGGUUGCGGCGGACGGGAUGGCGAGGGACAACAGGCUCUGCGUGCAGCGGCAAGCCGCGAGGUGGAGUUGGACACCCCCUUGGUUGUGAAGCCACGCCACGGGUCGAAUUCCAAAUUCGUGGCCAUGUUCCCGAGUCCUGCACAGGCGGGGGUGGAAGCAGUGUGCGAAAGCAUUGAUGCGGCGCUCAAUGGGGAAGAUCCUUCCUGGAAGAAAGAGUCUUGGAACCAAAAUGCCGUCCCUAAGGGCGCUUUGCUGCAGCCUUUGUACGCCCUCAUGGCAGAUAUGGCAGAUGUGGACGUUUCGAUGGGCGCGCGCAACAAGCUUAUGAGGCCUCUGGAGCUGAAAGUGCAGGUCCUCUUUGGUGUUGCUGUGGGUGGUUGCCUCCAUUCCCAUCCAAUGGCUCUGUGGGUUCUGAGCAGUGGAGCGGUUCAGCUGUGGGACCCGAACCUUCCAGGUCUGCUGAAGAAGGGCCAUGGGGUGUGGGAGCCGCUUCCGCACGCCAUUUUGGAGACUUUGCUCCGCUCCCUAUCUGAAGACUGGGAAGCCAUCCGGGGUGAUUCCGAGCGCUUGGCGCAGGAGAUAGGUCUGGACGAGUUGAGAGUCGACUGGCUUCUAGGUGACGGCCACUGGGGCCCGCGUAUUGGUGAGUUGACAUACAUGGGCACUCUGGCCCUGGACAUUUGGCCGGUCUCAUGGCGCCUCGCCCGAGCCUUUGCAGCCGGACAUCUGAGUCGCCUCGGAAGGCCGCUCCAGCCAUUCCCUGAAAGGGGAUCCCCGGGAGGGGAAUGA
Symbiodinium natans is the source of this 2655-nucleotide messenger RNA. The record is from the annotation of a GenBank genome assembly. NCBI's taxonomy places the organism in Eukaryota, Dinophyceae, Suessiales, Symbiodiniaceae.